This is a messenger RNA of Teleopsis dalmanni, 1862 nucleotides long. Its product is annotated as solute carrier family 12 member 8-like. Gene Ontology annotation, molecular function: potassium:chloride symporter activity. Gene Ontology annotation, biological process: cell volume homeostasis; potassium ion homeostasis; potassium ion import across plasma membrane. Bases 1 to 1368 code for a protein of 455 amino acids. NCBI's taxonomy places the organism in Eukaryota, Metazoa, Arthropoda, Insecta, Diptera, Diopsidae. The transcript has 6 exons. Gene Ontology annotation, cellular component: membrane. The record is from RefSeq and is a predicted model, not a curated record.
AUGAAGAACGGUUUUAAUGGCUGGAAUACUGGAGAUUUCGUUGAUAAUCUUUGGCCGAACUAUCAGGAUGGUUAUUCAUGGUUUCGCGUUUUUGGUGUAUUCUUUCCCACAGUAACUGGUGUUUUAUCUGGUAUUAAUAUGAGUGGUGAUUUACGGGCACCUUCAACCGAUAUACCAAAUGGCACAUUAGCAGCCUUCGGUACAUCUACCUUCCUUUACUUGGUUUUUGUGCUUUUCCUUGGUUCCACGUGCUCUCGUGUUACACUGCUUACUGAUUUCAUGAUAUCCGUUAAAGUUUCUGCAGUGCAAUUUUUACUCUUAUCCGGAAUUUAUGUGUCAAGUAUGUCAUCGUGUUUAGGCGCUAUGUAUGGCACACCACGCGUUUUACAGAGUAUAGCAAAUGAAAGUGUAAUUCCAGGCAUCGAUGCACUUGGCAAAGGCCGCGGUCCUAACAAAGUGCCACUGUAUGCUAUGGCGGUUGUGGCUGUCGUUACUGUAACUUUUAUUAUUGUUGGUGAUAUCAAUUUCUUGGCACCUAUUGUAACCAUGCCAUUUUUGCUGACCUAUGCUUGUAUUGACUACUCAUAUUUUGCAUUGGCACAAACAUUUGAUAUACAAGAGCAGCGAGAAGAACGUUUUCGUAUACAAGCUUCGAGUCCUUCAUAUGAGACUCGUCGUUAUGGUUCUGUACAGGAAGGAAAUGAUUUGGAUAUUCUCUUCCCCGAUCGAGUACGUCAUAAGAAUUUACAAAGCCCACAAAACUCACCACUACAUGUGCCUUCAACAAAUGGAGCUUCUAGCAAUGAGACUGAACGAAAUCAUAUCCAGCAAAAUCACAAUACUAAUGAUCCAAAUGCUGUCAUAAUACGAGACGGUUUCAAUAGCACUAAUCAAGAUGCUGCGCCCGAAGGUGCAAGUCCACAUGAAAAUGAAGAUGAAGAACCCAUUGCACCAAUACGUCCACCGAUUCAUUCAAAAACCAAAAAUUGGUACUCUGGUUAUUGCAAUCGCUGGGCAUCACUUUUAGGCGCUUUCACAAAAUUAUUAGUGAUGCUCUUAGUGAAUUGGUACUACGCGUUAACCUGCUUCUUAGUUGUCUUUAUUAUAUGGUUUUACGUAGGCACAGCCAAUCCAGCGGUGAAACCUGGUCUAACGGCAGAGUUUAACUUUUUUGCUUGGCUUAAAAGUGUUAUAUUCAGAUGCUUCGGUAAACGUAUGCAUGAAUAUGAACAAAUUGUGGUAACGCCGUCUUGUCCUGGUGUUGAUUUCUCACCGACACAAUUAAAUGAUGAAAAUGAAGACUUUUCACAGCGAAGGCGAUAUCAUCAGUCUUCAGUAGUAGAAGGUCAUUUAGUGGAUACUAUAUAAUUUAUUUUUUUGUAAGGAAUUAAUAUGUAAUUAAAAAAAGCUCAAUAACCGUUUGCAGCAAUUGGACCAACCAAUCAACCAAAUGUAUUAACAAAGCAAUAAUACUCUAUACCACAUCUGCUUUUGCUUUUUUAAUUCAAAUCUCUGCCUCUAUAAUCGCUACAAUAUAUAUUUUUAAAGUUUUUGAACACGAUGUAUAAACCCCAGCGCAAAAAUAUUAAACAAUUUUUACUAGACUUGUUGUGCAUUUAUAUAUUAUAUUUUAUAUUAUUUGUUAUUGUAAAUUUUAGCUUUUUUAAUUACGUUGUCAAUUUUCAAACUUUAUUCAUUUAACUAAAAUACUUAAAGUAUGUUUCCUUAAGUUGCGAUACGUGCUUAAAUUGAUUAAGGAAGCAUAUGUGAUAAUGAGAUAAUAAGUAAAGGGAAAAACAUUACUUAAACGUUGAGUAAAAUAUUGGAGAAAUUUAUAACACAAAAUCAAAAAAAUUUAAUUU